This is a messenger RNA of Adineta ricciae, 375 nucleotides long. Lineage: Eukaryota; Metazoa; Rotifera; Eurotatoria; Adinetida; Adinetidae. The record is from the annotation of a GenBank genome assembly.
AUGACUGGAGAACUCCGCUGCGUCAAAGAAAAGAAAAUAAAAGACCAUGACAAUUAUGGAAUCUUAACGAAGCUGUAUAGGAACACACUUGGUGAUGGCGAUAUGAAUAAAGAUGUGCAUAAAAAAAACAUCGAUUUCCUGCAAGGGUUUUCAAAAUAUAGAGAAGAAGCACAACGUCAGAUUAAAGAUGCCAUCGACCGAUUAAACACAUUUGCACAUACCAUUCUAUCAACAAGAGAAGCCGCUUCACGUUUGGACGCUGCACGAAUACAACCACUGAAUAUACAUUUAGAUGAUUUGAAGAAUACUAUCAAGGAGUUAGAAAAAUACCACAAACAUUUCGAUCGGAAGCUAAUCGAAUCCAGUCAAGUAUAA